CUUCCAGAUCGCCGCCGCCACCUCUCCCUCGCGCCGCCACCAGCACCACUCCUUCCGAGCGCGUGCCGCCCAUCAUCCCUCCUCUCCUCCUAUCUCGCCGCCCAUUCAUCCGAGCCCGACGACGCCAGAUCCGCGCGCAGCCCAUCGUUCCGCACCUCCCGCAGCAGAUCCAGGGCACUGCCGAACCUCACUGCCAAACCUCACUGCCGACAGAUGCACCGCCGCCCUGCAGCCUUGGCGUCGCGGCCGGCUGGCUCGCCGGCGCGCGCGUGCUUCGGUGCACGCCGCUCCGUCCAGCUAGAUCCUCGGACGGCCCCCGUCCACCUCGCGCUAUAGGGAGGGGUCCAUCGUCUCCUCGGAGGAGGGGGCGACCAUGUUUGUUGUACUCCACCCUAGAAGUCGAUCCCGGUCGUUGCUGCUUCACCAGCCUCCUCCUCUGGCAUCUCCGCAAGGGCACCCGACGCCAGGCAGGCCGUCGACGCGCUGGACCUCAAGGCCGGUUGUGCUGCUCCUUCUGCCAGCGUCCUUCCUCGACAACGUCCCCGACCUGCAUCCAGCUGCUCCUUCCCCAGCCCUCCUCAACUUCGCUCUUGGUGAGCUUCUGUAGAUGAGACAACUGACUCCAUCUGGUAGAACUGCUGCUGUAGUUUGGGUGUAGCCGCAAUUGUUGUAGGUUGGGUGUAUAGAACAACAACAUCUGAAGAUUGUUUGAUGUUCAGGGGUUCAUCUGUGUUUUACUUGUUGCUAUAUGACUUCUUGUUAAGGUAAUCACUAGGCGUAUGGUAGUUUUGCCUGGCUUUCACCAUGCUGUGGACAUUAAUCUUGCAAGGACUCUUUCAGUUAUGUCCUGUUAGGGGGACAUGGAAAUUUCAGUUAUGUCCUGUUAGGGGGACAAGCAAGUGUUCGGUGAGUCACUUAACUGAUGGAAUAAGGUGUCUAUACAAAUGCCGAAAAAUUAUGUACAAAAGUAGAAAUAGAGCUCGGCAAAGCUUGACUUCUAUAGUUCAAUGCGCGAGGCCGUCAAGGAACGAUUCAGUCAACAAGUUUUCGGAAUACAAAUUUUGUGCCCUGUACAUGACAAGCAUUUAAGAAAAAGGAGAACGGGCAACAUGGAGAAAGAUGCGGUGCUGGUGUGCAUGGUCCUGGGCUUUCUGGGCUCCGUCGCGGUCACCCUCGGCUUCGUCGCCAACAACUACAGCUCCAAGUACAACGGGAUGAACUGCGUGUACCGGAGCCCGUCGGCGACGGGUCUCGGCAUCCUGGGGGUGUUCCUGGUGUUCAUCAACCAGGUCAUCCUCGCCACCUAUGCCAGCAGCUGGUGCCUCUGCCUGUUUUGCUGCUGCCCCUGCUGGACCAAGCGCCGCCGGCUGGCGCCAACAUCGUCCAAGUGGAACCCACAUAAAGAUCUAUGUGAGCCCUCCUGGAUGGGGCUUCUGUUGGACCUCUGAUUGAGCUCCCCAUAGACUUUGACGCAAGACCCGACGAGGCCAUGAAUCUUACCUUGCUCGAGCGCAUCAACCCCGACCAUGGCACCACAUUCACAGUCUUGAGGUAGCUGUGCUGCAACUACAUCAACGCUAUCUUCUCUGACUAGAUAAGUCUCCGGUCUAUCCCAUUAUUUUCUUUUGUUCUUUGGUCGAUGGGCCAUGAUGCCAUUGUGUUGAUUCCCUAUGUGAUGCAGAAGCUAUGGUGUUUUGUUUUAAGUCUGUUGUAAAUUGUAAUUGAUAAUGAUUUGUGUAAAAUUAGUGUAGAACAUAUGUCUUGUUAUCUUAAAUCGUUCGUGUCGUGCUCAAUGAACCAUCAAAGAUUAAAUCGUUUUCUGCGUUCAACAUCUAGAACCAUUCUGGGAGUUUUGGUAUACAUGCAACAACUAUGCCUUCUUGUAUUCUGAACAACCAUUUCUGGAAGUUUUGGUAUUCAUGCAACAGCUAGUCCUUGUGGUUAUUAUGGUUACAUGUUACAUGUAGAGAUGGUUCAUAAUUUAGUCCCUAGCUGCUUUCUAUAUUUGUUUUUAUUUUGUUUCUAACUCUUCUGGUUAAUUGUUAGAUGCCUUUGUUCAGCCUGUACGGACAUAUCCAGAAAUGGUGUUUCCUCUCAUGUAAAGAGCUCCAGCUUGAAAGUGAAGAAGACUGGAGUGUAUUUGUAGUAGGUUUAUAUGUUGUGAUGGUAUCACAUGUAAUGGUGAAAUGAAUUAUGUAAAGAUUGUGCUAUUAGCCAAUAUUGGCAUGUGGUUUGAUAAUUCUCA
Molecule: messenger RNA, 2245 nt
Organism: Triticum dicoccoides
Lineage: Eukaryota; Viridiplantae; Streptophyta; Magnoliopsida; Poales; Poaceae
Exons: 5
Coding region: 1008-1448 (146 amino acids)
Source: RefSeq, a predicted model, not a curated record